AUGCCUCUCAUCAACCAACUUGAGACAAAAGAAUCCCCCACCGAUACAAUCAAAGGCCUGGAGGAACUUUUGAAAUCCCCAACACCCAUCAUGAAGUCUCUCAACAGUGCCGGCCGGUAUGAGUUGCUUGGUCUGGGUGUGACCUUCCUGACCAUAAUGUUCACUAUGUCUAUUGCUCGAAAUGAGUACUACAGGUAUAUCCUGAGCCUAUCUACCUCGGUGCGGGGAGCUUUGUUAGCUAACAAUGAAUUUUAUAGGCAGAGAGGGGCAUGGGAUCCAACCCUGCCGGCCCAUUUCAGAGGAUUCCAUAAGGAGACUACUGCCAGCAACCUAAAGGCUGAUAAGGCCAAGGCUGAGCAAGAGGAGGUUGAGAAGAAGAAGGCUGAGAAGGAGAAUGGUGAGAAGCCCACCCAAGAGACUAAAGUAAAUUCUCCUGAGUCCUGA
Penicillium malachiteum is the source of this 444-nucleotide messenger RNA. RefSeq lists its product as uncharacterized. The transcript has a single exon. Lineage: Eukaryota; Fungi; Ascomycota; Eurotiomycetes; Eurotiales; Aspergillaceae. The coding region runs from base 1 to 444 and encodes 147 amino acids. The record is from RefSeq and is a predicted model, not a curated record.